Abrus precatorius (Indian licorice) is the source of this 973-nucleotide messenger RNA. RefSeq names its product PHD finger protein ALFIN-LIKE 4-like. The record is from RefSeq and is a predicted model, not a curated record. Gene Ontology annotation, molecular function: transcription coregulator activity; histone binding; transcription cis-regulatory region binding. NCBI's taxonomy places the organism in Eukaryota, Viridiplantae, Streptophyta, Magnoliopsida, Fabales, Fabaceae. Gene Ontology annotation, cellular component: nucleus. Bases 55 to 840 code for a protein of 261 amino acids. The transcript is spliced from 5 exons. Gene Ontology annotation, biological process: regulation of DNA-templated transcription.
UAUGUUUCCCUCCAUUUAUACACUGAGCACUCCCUCACACUCCAAACAAUAAACAUGGACGCAGCAGCACACGACAAUCCCCGUACGGUGGAAGAGGUCUUCAGAGAUUUCAAUGGCCGCAGAGCUGCCGUGAUUAAGGCCCUCACCACUGAUGUUCAAGAGUUCUAUCAGCACUGUGAUCCAGAGAAGGAAAAUCUUUGCCUCUAUGGAUUUCCUAGUGAGCACUGGGAAGUCAAUCUCCCUGCUGAUGAGGUGCCUGCAGAGCUUCCAGAGCCAGCAUUGGGUAUUAACUUUGCCAGAGACGGGAUGCAAGAAAAGGACUGGCUAUCCUUAGUUGCUGUACACAGUGAUGCAUGGUUACUUGCUGUGGCUUUUUUUUUUGGUGCUAGGUUUCGAUUUGAUAAGGCUGAUAGGAAGCGACUAUUUAACAUGAUAAAUGAUCUUCCAACAGUAUUUGAGGUUGUUACAGAGAUAACCAAGAAACAAGGAAAGGCAAAGUCAUCAGUUUCUAAUCAUAGCAGUAACAAAUCCAAUUCAAACUCUAAGUCUCUUUUGGUUUGUCAACUGCAGAGAGGUUCUGCGCCUCCAGGGAAGUAUUCAAAAGCAAUGCAAUCAAAGGACGGGGAUGAGGAUGGUUUGGAAGAGGAAGAUGACGAGGAGCAUGGAGAGACUCUUUGUGGAGCGUGUGGAGAGAACUAUGCAGCUGAUGAGUUCUGGAUUUGCUGUGACAUUUGCGAGAAGUGGUUUCAUGGAAAAUGCGUGAAGAUUACCCCUGCAAAGGCUGAGCAUAUAAAGCAGUACAAAUGUCCAUCUUGCAGCAACAAGAGAGCUCGACCUUGACAGUGACUAGGAUGGAAACUACUGUAUAUCCUGGGCAAUUACAUGACUGCGAAUUUGUUUAGUGGUUUAGGUUUUAUUAGCCUAUGUCAAUUCUAGCCUCUAGGUUCCCUGUUUCAGAUGCUAUAUUAGGUAU